This is a messenger RNA of Protomyces lactucae-debilis, 675 nucleotides long. RefSeq lists its product as uncharacterized. The coding region runs from base 1 to 675 and encodes 224 amino acids. The transcript has a single exon. Lineage: Eukaryota; Fungi; Ascomycota; Taphrinomycetes; Taphrinales; Protomycetaceae. The record is from RefSeq and is a predicted model, not a curated record.
AUGGCUCAAGCACUCCAGUUCUUCAUUCUGCUUGCGCUCAUCGUUCAUGUUUGCCUGGCACAAAACUGCUCAGUCCCAUGGUUUCAUCUCCAGAAAGGCAUCUUGACGCGUCCUGCAACCGAGGUCAGUAAAUAUUCUCCUUGCGUUAAAGCUUGCAUCAAGCACUUUUUUAGCGAUUACAAAGAUGCCCUCUCCGCGACUGCGGAUCCUUGCUUCAUCACUGGGGAUCGACGUGUCUCCAAUUUUGAUGCUUUGCUCUUCAACAUCAAGGCGGCCAAUACAGGGAAUCCUAGUGGCCAGCUCGGAAAUGGCUAUCUUCAACAUUGCACUUGCACAACGGAUAUCGUCAUUCGGCGAGUCAGGACCAGUACACGCCUGCUCGACUGUUCCUUAAAGGCAAUUGCUGACAGGCUGAGCUUUGCCUACACCUUGGUUUCAACUUCUCAAAUGGGCUACUUGGUCGAAAACUUGCCUUGCACUUCAGAUGAGAAGUUUGCGCUGGGUCCAGGUGUGACCCUUACUAGCUACUUUACAGGCAAGGUAUACGAGGUGGAGGACAACUUCAACUUUGGAAUAUGCUUCAAAGAUGACUUUUCGCUUGGGUAUGACUUGCAAAACGAAGGUAUCAUUUACCUGUACGACGGUCCUGGUUACGGACCUGGGGGCUUUAUGUGA